UCUCGUAGUCUCUUCUCUUUCUUCUUCCCCAAUCUUUCUUCUUCAAAUCCUCUUCUUCCUCAAUUCCUUCCGUUCUCUUCUUAAUUCAGUCUCUUUCUCUCCCUCAACUCGCCGGAAUCAAUCAACCCUUCUCCGACCCCGACUGUUACUCUCAUAAUGAGCAGAGGAAGCGGAGGCGGCUACGAUCGCCACAUCACGAUCUUCUCGCCGGAAGGUCGCCUCUUCCAAGUCGAGUACGCUUUCAAGGCAGUGAAGGCGGCUGCUGUUACCUCGAUCGGCGUCCGUGGAAAGGACUCCGUUUGCGUUGUCACCCAGAAGAAGGUUCCGGAUAAGCUUCUGGAUCAGACUAGUGUCACCCAUCUUUUCCCUAUCACUAAGUACCUUGGGUUGCUGGCUACGGGCAUGACAGCUGAUGCAAGGACAUUGGUCCAACAAGCCAGAAAUGAAGCUGCUGAGUUCCGGUUCAGAUUUGGCUAUGAAAUGCCAGUAGAUGUAUUGUCAAAAUGGAUAGCAGAUAAGUCACAGGUUUAUACACAACAUGCCUACAUGAGGCCGCUUGGAGUAGUUGCUAUGGUUUUGGGCAUUGAUGAUGAGAAGGGGGCUCAACUUUAUAAAUGUGACCCAGCUGGACACUUUUAUGGACACAAGGCCACAAGUGCUGGGUUGAAAGAACAAGAGGCUAUCAAUUUUCUGGAGAAGAAAAUGAAAAAUGAUCCUGCAUUCUCCUACGAUGAAACAGUGCAGACUGCCAUUUCUGCUCUGCAAUCUGUUCUGCAAGAGGACUUUAAGGCCACUGAGAUUGAGGUAGGAGUGGUGAGAGCAGAGAAUCCAGUAUUCAGGGUUUUGUCUACCGAGGAAAUAGAUGAACACUUGACUGCCAUUAGUGAGCGUGACUGAUAAAAAAAAGUGGCCCGCUCGCUCGUACACUGCUGCUGCCAGGGGAAGAUGAUGUGUGCAGUGCACUCCGGGAAAAUCUGUCCUCUUAACUAUGGGUCUGUUGUUUAGAAGAACUAGUGGUUGGGAGAUUCAGAAGGAGACUUCUAUUCAGGUAUUGCUUUGAAUUGUUUUAUGUGAUAGUCCUUUGAAUUAUUCUCGAAACAAGGCUUUAUACGAAGAACAGAAGUAGAGCAGCAGAUUGCAGGGUAGGGUUUGGAGUACUGAACAGAUCAUAUUGAAUCUUUACCUGUAUGGAUCAUUAUGAACAUGCAAACCUCCAUUGUCACUGAAAGCUCUCUCACAAUGAUAUCUGCCGUAUUGUUCGAGCAUCUAGUAAAAUUACAGCUGAGCUUGGUGACAUUUGCAGCCACAACCUGCGUCGUUCACAUUUUCGCCUGCGUCAAUAAUGUGAAUGGCGCUAAGUGAUGGUUGCGAAUGUUAUCGAACCCAACUCAACCUUGAUAUGUCGCAAGUUUGUUUACUGAAAAACACCAAGCCAAACUCAACCUUCCCUGUAUAUAGUACAUUUUCAAAGCUCCCACUAAGAAAACUAGACGAUGUGGUAUAGCAAUAGGUGCUCAUUUGAAGCUCUCUCUUCCGAUAACCGUACACAACCCCGAUUGUCAUCUUUUGUUUUAUGAUUCCUAAAAUUGGAGGUCUCAAACGAUUUAAAAUCGCUCAUCGUUUGACAGAGCAACCGUCGAUCAUAGUCAUACAAAGCCACUUCCACUUCUCAGGAAUCGAUGUUGAUGGAUUCGAUGUGGGGAACUGUGGUUACCUGGUGAAACUUGAUUAGUAAUCGGAUUCUCGUUGCAUUAUCAUCAUCACUUUUAUUGAGAUCAAUGCAUUGUAUUUGUACAUGCUUCCAUUUACUAAUCGAGAGAAGAGGGAGAGCACUUUCAUGGAAGUCAUUAUGAUAUUUGAAUCAUUUAAAUAUGAUAUUUCAUUCUAAAUUAGAAAAGCAGAGCAUUUGGCAAUAACCGAUGAUUAGUGGCGUUGCACCGUCGCCAGCCCUGAGGGCACGACCAAAGGCCGACACACCACAGGCAUUAAGUUGCCUUUGGUAUUAGAAUGAUCGAUAUCGAUAUUAGAGAUAAUCUACUUCUCAUUCAACUUUGGACCACUUGCUCUCAUUGCUUAAUUUCGCCCAAACAAAGAGCUUGUGAGCACGUAUUUUUGUUGAUAUUCAUGGACCAACCCCAUUAUGGUACUCAAAUGUUGCACAACCAUCGAAUCACGCGAUGUGCACUCCACGUUGCUUUCGUAUGAGCACAAUAGCAAAAUUGUUAGAAACCAGAUGUUACUUGUUGCAAUUAUGGGCAUCAAUUUUCAUCAAUCCUUUCGUCGUUGUUAAGUAUUCCGCUCUACCAAAUCCAAAAGAUCAUAAAGUCAUUGAGAAUCAACAUGACGAUGAUAUGUAGUGUGUCACACUACAGACUACACAGAGCCUUCAAAAUCUAUCACGUUAUAUAUUAGUAAUUCUUAUUGUAAGGAAAGUAGUACAAAACCCUAAAUUAUGAUUAUAAGGAUAGUAGUAAAAACCAAUACAUGUGAUAUCUGUUUUUGACUUUUUCACAAGUCAACAUAAUACAAAAAGUACAAUGACGUGCUAUUUAUUUCACGCUAAAAAACAUCAAGCUUAGCUUCCAUCUAACUGAUUGAGAAACUGAAUUUUCCCUAGGAGCGUCGACGAGUUGCCUCCAUUUGUCGGUGAUCUUCUCGUACUUCCUCAAGGGACAGAGGCUUAAACAGAAUCUGCUUUCCCUUGUGGCGAACAUUGUAGCAGUUCGUCCCACCAUAUGUUAUUAUCAUUGUCAUCUUCUGUGUCAUGAUUCCUAAAAUUAAUGAUCUCAAACGAUAUAAAUCGGUCAUUGUUUGACAGAGCAACCAUCGAUCAUACUCAUACGAAGCCACUUUCCACCUCUCAAGAGCCAAUGGCUUCCACCUCUCAAGAGCCAAUGAUGAUGGAUUCGAUGCGGGGAGAUGUGGUCACCUUAGGCCACCAUCAAGAACCAACACUAACAUAACAACAGUUUCACUCGAGCUAAGCAUCGACUCACUAUGAACACUAUUCACUAUACACAAACAAUAACGUAUUAUCAUUGAUGUCACUGAAAGUCGAGCCUGGAGAGACUACGAACAUGGCAAUGAAUGGUGUGGUCAGGUACCGAUUCAAAUCAUUAUGAGGAAACCUUUGAAACAGUUCUCUCCUUGCAGAAACAUUAGUCUUAACCAUGUGUACAACACAAAGAAAAUUUCAAAAUUCUGUGAACCAUAAUCAGAAGCAGCGUGCUUUCUUACAUUACUGCACCACAUAAUUGGCAAAUUCAGGAAAGAAUCGCCUAAUCCAGGAAGACUUCAAUAGAUGGGGAAACCUAAUAUCGAUUUUGCAAUUAUCAUUUCAAUCUUGGCAUCAUCUUUCACCUUACUAGUAACAAGAACCGGAGAGAUUCCAAAACUAUGCACGGCCUCCUCCAUUAUACAACUUUUCAAGGAUUAUCUUUCAGUCUGAACAUAAACACAACUCAGACAAUGACGCCUGCUGCACUAGUGAUUCUUGGUCAUAGAUGACCACAUUCCUUUCCAGUUGAGCCGCAAAUAGCAGCAGCCCACUGCAAAUUGCAGCCUCCACAGUAAAAAUAACAAAGAAAAGCACAUGAGAUGAAAGAGGGAAGGAGAGACCAACAACAGAACAGAACAGAACAGAACAGAACAGAACAGUGAUAGAGCAUAGAGUCCCCUCUUGCAACAAAACUGGAAGAUGUUGUAUAGGCCAGAGCAGUAGUUUCCAUCGAUGGAGAGGUGGAGAUACAUAAAGAGCGGGGGAAAGAGUUAUAAUGGCUAAACUGAGCAAUCAAGGAGAGGGUUGAAGGACGUCCUCAAAUUUCUUACAAAUAAGUCAUCAUGACUGAUGACUUAAAGCAUCAUGGAGAGUUGGUUAUCUUGGUUGCAUGAAUAUAAGAUGUUGAUCUAU
Linum trigynum is the source of this 3910-nucleotide messenger RNA. Lineage: Eukaryota; Viridiplantae; Streptophyta; Magnoliopsida; Malpighiales; Linaceae. The record is from the annotation of a GenBank genome assembly.